AUGUGUGCUAUGUCAGCCUUAUUCGCCGUUCAUAAUAAAAGCUCCGUUCAUGAAUUGAAUUUUACAAUUGAAUAUUGUGACAAAACAGAAAAAAUAAAAAUAUUUGAUAAUCAAAGUGUUGAUCUGAAUUUAUCAAACGACAAUACAAUACAUCUUACAUCAAUAGAAAAUGGAUCUGCUAUUCGAAUUCGUAAUCAUACAACUUCAUCAUCAAAAACUUCAAAUGAAUUUCCAUUAACGGUGCUAUGUAAAGAUAAAUCAGGCAAUUCGAUAACUCAUAAACUUGUUUUACAACCAAAUACAACUAUAAGUGAAAUAAAAAAACAAAUUGAACAUUUAACUCAUAUACCAGUUGAAGAACAAAGUUGGCAAGGUUUAUUAGGUGCAGAAGACUCGGAUGAAUUACAUCAAACAUUAAUUACAUCUCAAACACCUUUAAUUGUUAAUCAAUCGGAUACCUCAUCAAAUCAACAAAUAUCAACAAUUAGAAAAGAUAUUAAACGUUCGAUAAUAUCACCUGAUCGAAGUGAAGAUGAACUAAUGGAUAUUGAUCAUGAUAAUGAUUUAGAUUCAUAUGACGAUGAUGUUACUGUUUUAUCUGCAAAUAAUCCUAAUACAACAUUUAAUAAAAGAGCAACAUUAGUUCCGGAAGGAUGUACAAAUGAUGCAUUUGGUCUUGAACAUUUUUCACAUGUUUUUCAUGCACGUUAUGGUUCAACAGGUCCUAUUCUUUAUAUUGGUCCAUUAGAUCAAACAAUACAAGAUUCACUUUAUGCAUCAAUACAUACUAGACGUCCAUUAGCUAUUUAUCUUCAUAAUGAUCAAUCAGUCUGUGCUAAUGUAUUUUGUUCUCAAGUUUUAUCAGCUGAUUCAAUUCUUGAAUAUUUAGCAAACAAUUAUGUUCUUUGGGCUUGGGAUGUUACAUA
This is a messenger RNA of Rotaria sp. Silwood1, 926 nucleotides long. The record is from the annotation of a GenBank genome assembly. Lineage: Eukaryota; Metazoa; Rotifera; Eurotatoria; Philodinida; Philodinidae.